CUGGGCUCGGUGGCUGCCAGUCCCAUCACGCACCUGGAUGCGGAGCUGCCCCUCAGCGUGGAGACGCUGGCGGUCCUGAGCACCGCACUGCCCGGCGUCACCUCGCUGCGCCUGGACAACCUCAUCCCGCCGCCGCAGAACCACGUGCAGAUCAUGUCGGACAUUCGCGUGUUCCCCGAUGUACGGAAGCUCGACCUGGCGGUCACCGCAUGGGACCAGGUGCAGCACCUGGCGCCGCUCACGCAGCUCACGGAGCUCAAGCUGCGGUACUGCAUGUGGAACAUUCCGGAGCUGACGCCGCUGGCCAGCCUGCAGCAGCUGCACACCUUCAGCAUCGAGGUCCUGGACGACCGCGCCCGCUUCCAGCUGGACUUCCUGGGUCCCCUGGUUCGCGGUCUGCCCCGCCUGCGCCACCUGCGCGCCUCCCUCAUCCUCUCCCGCACCGUGGUGAGCGAGGGCGGCCCCGCCAGCUGCGACUUCCUGUCGGGCUGCGGCCUGCAGACGCUGGAGCUGGACGUGCGGGCGCCGCAGGACGCGGCGCGGACGGUGCAUGUGCACUUCCGCAACCUACACCUGGCGCCGCAGAGCUGCAAGGUGCGCCUUACCAUCCGCGCGGACGCCCUCACCCGCGAGACCUCCUUCGAGUCGGCAGCCACCCGCAAUGCAACCAUUAUCGCGCCACGACUGGGCAUGGCUAAUCCCUCCCCCCCCGAGCCCCGGGAGCGCUGGGGCGCCCUCAACCUGCCCGAGCUAGGGGGCCACCCGCCCGGCGCGCUAUCGCUGCUGCACCUGCGGGGAUACCAUGUGCCCCUCACCACGCUGCCAGACCUAUCGGCGGCGCGGCUCACAAGACUGCAGAUCAGCAACGCCCGACUGUGUCCUGCGGACUUCACUGCCCUGGCCGGCUGCACCUCCCUGGAGCACCUCUUUGUGAGGUUCAUGUACGCGUCAGACACCUCCACUAGCACGGGCGCCAACCACGGCACCGGCGCGGCUGUUUGCGAGGGCGGUGGAGCCAACGUGCCCAAGGGCCCCACGGGAAGCGCUUCCACCAGCGGUAGCGGGGAGGAUACGAGUGAAGCCGCACUCUUUGGCUACGUGGGUGGUUUCAAGGCGCGUGUAGCGGCGGCCGGCUGCCAUUCCAUGCUAACGCGAUCGCGCAAAUCGCUGCUUGGGAACGGUCGACAAAGCAUAGGGGCUACUGGCGGAAGCGCCGGCGGCGGCCGCCCGAGCACCGGAGCCGCCGGAGGAAGAGCAGCACUCCCGGCGGUGACGACGCCGGUGGUGGCAGCGGACUGUACGGUGAGCCCAGUGCCGUACGUGCUACAGCCGCUGUUGCAGCUCCGGCGGCUGCACAGCUUGGAGCUUUUGGAGGAGGGUGACCCGGAAGGCGCAACGGUUACGAGCACACCCACGGCCAACGGUGUUGGCUCCUCUACUGGGCAUGCGCUCGCUACCACCACCGCAGCGGCCGUGGGACCAUCAGGGGCGGGUGCUGGCAGGGGGGUGGCGGCGGCCAAGGGCUCAGCGGCUGCUGGCUCAGCGGCAGCACAUGGCGGAGCUCGGCAACACCGCGGGGGGACCAAAGCAGCCACAGCUGCUGCUGCUGCAGCGGCGGCGGUAGGUGGCGCUGCUGCAGCAUCGCAGCACCACCAGCAGCACCACCACAAGACUCGCCGCCUGCCAUCGCUGCCCAUGAGCCGCUCCGCUCUCACGCACUUCCUGCAGCACCUGUCCCGCGCACAACAGCUCACCCACCUCUCCAUCUCGCUGCUGGCAGAUGAGUCAUCCCUGCCGGACUGCCCAUGCAAGACCUCGUGCUUCACCUCGGCAGCUAGCUCCGGAACCAAGGGGACGAAGGAGGCAUCGUUGCGGCCCCUGCGCCCCGAAACCAUUGCGGAGCUGCUGCUGGUAAGCGGAGCAGCGGCUGCAGCAGCAGCUUCGCGGUCCAAGGAGCGCAGGUACAAGGUGGUGCUAGGUAGUCUAACCGCUGAAUCGGCGUGUUGGUACCGGCCCAGCGCCUGGCCUGCGCUGGAUGACUGAUUGGACGGGUAGAGCGCCCCUUCCAUGACCCAUGGGUCGUUGGGAAAGGGGCAAAGGCCGGGGAUGCUGUCGUCAUUAUCCGGUGCAGGUUCGGUGCAGGUCAAGUUUAACAAAAACAGAUGGAUGACGAGCGACAGUUGGCAUGCAUGUGGAGGGAAGGAAAUGGAGGGCGAGAGCCGACGUGGAGGCUGAGGAGUUAUUGCAAGUCAUGCGCUGCGCAGGAUGUUGCUGCAGAUGUCAUAAUGGUUGUGGAUGAGGCCGGUUAAGGGGAAUGGGGAUGUUCCGAACGCCAUGGCGUGGAAGGGGCGCUUAGUAGAGACCUUAUUCAGGCGCUGUGCAGGCUAGGGCCCUGGCAUCUGCGUUCUGUAAUGUCCUUAUUGUUAAAGUUCACAUAAGUACGAGUUGUCUAGAUGCAGAUUUAGACACAGGGUCCGGGCUAGAAGCGACCAGAACAGGAUAGCAGGUAGGGAUGGCGCGCGUGCAUCCGUGCCUGUGAGUAUGCGUGUGUACGGCACGUACUGCCGAGUAACAGUACCGCAGUCGAGUGAAUUGGGGAAGAGGGUUGUUUAGUGAUGUGUUCCUUACAGAUACCGGUAUGGACUGGUUACAAGGUAAAUGAGGUGAGUAUGCAGCGUGGGCGGUCGGUGAAAUAUGCGUCUAAGUUAGCAACGUUGAUUUGUUGGAGAAGGGAACUUAUAACGCGAACGAUAACGCGAACUUAUUGCCCGUACUUCCGUGUUGCUCUUGCUCCCGUGUUUUUCGUACACAGGAAACAAGUGACGGCGUGGUCACUGUCAUGCCGAAGGUUAAAACUACACAUGUUCACAUGUGUGGGUAGCUACCAAGACCGCGUUUGGGUUUGACUUUGCAUGCGUCAGAAUCCCUGCCUGCUGAUGACGACGCUGUGGCAGAGGUGUCCUGCAUGUGCACGCGGUAUUGCAAGAAUGCACAGAGUGCGGCAGGUGUAUGCAAACUUGACUUUUGCCUUGCACAUGCUUGGGUAAGAACAUCUGGGUUGUUAGUGGGAGCUAUGGCUGGGCACGCCCUAGCUGCCGAACAUAGCGCCAGGUAACGUAAAAGGCAGACUUAAUAGACGACCCCCCAAUGCUAGGAGCUACCUGCGCCUACCGCUCCUGGCUGGGGGGGGCUGUUGGUGGUAUGUGCCUUUCCUCUUACGCAAGGCGGUCGAUGAGAUGCCUGUCUACGGAAACUGUGUACCAGAAACGAGGGCCACGAAGACCUUGACGAGCUGGCACUGUGUAAUGAAGGCUGCAUUAGGGA
Messenger RNA from Astrephomene gubernaculifera, 3324 nucleotides. NCBI's taxonomy places the organism in Eukaryota, Viridiplantae, Chlorophyta, Chlorophyceae, Chlamydomonadales, Astrephomenaceae. The record is from the annotation of a GenBank genome assembly.